AUGAAGUCUCUCAGCCUUGCAGUCAUCGCGCUGCUGGGCGCCGGCCAUCAAGCCGUAGCCCAGAACAUGUUGCGGUUUGCCUGUUCACAGCUCGUCGUCGACCGUGUUGACCCACUGGUGAACCCUGGCAUGGUCUUCACUCCUCACCUUCACCAGAUCGUCGGUGGCAACUCAUUCAACGUGACGAUGGACCCCAGCAAUGACCCAGCGACGCAGUCCUCCUGCACGAGCUGCAGCUUUACCCAGGACAAGAGCAACUACUGGACCGCGGUGAUGUUUUUCAAGGCAAAGAACGGGAGCUACCAUCGCGUGCCUCAGGUUGGCAACGGCGGACCUCAGGGAAAGUUGAUUAACAACGGCGGCCUGGAUGUUUAUUAUAUUCCUAGCGGGAAGACAACUGCCUUCGCGAAGGGUUUCCGUAUGCUCGCUGGCAACGCGGCCAACACGAACCCCAGCAAGGUCAGCUCGGGCAACAUCUGCCAUCGAUGCUGGACCUCGGCGAGUGAGGACAACUUUGUCGGCGGUGCGCCAUGCUCUGGCUCUGACACGGUCGAGAUCCCGACCGGUUCAAAUUGCCAAAUGAUCCGACAGACCAUCAUCUUUCCCGCAUGCUGGGACGGCAAGAACCUCGAUAGCCCCAACCAUCAAGACCACGUUGCCUAUAGCGGCUCCGGUGCAACCGGAGGCGGCUCCUGCCCGUCCACGCACCCUGUCAAACUUCCGCAGAUCAUGUACGAGUUGAUGUGGAAUGUCACAAUGUUCCAAAAAGACCGCAGCAUCUGGCCAACAGAUGGCUCCAACCCCUUCUCGUACAGCAUGGGCAUCGGGGGUGCUGCCGCCCAUGGUGACUACGUUUUCGGUUGGGAGGGCACCUCUCUUCAAAAGGCCAUGGACAACGGCUGCAAUCUCAACCGGGACUGUCCUGCAGCCGGCCUCACUGCCCAGUCUGCCGAUAAAUACAACGCCUGCACCAAGGCUCAGCAAGCCAAGGAACCUGUUGACGGAUGGCUACCAGCUCUCCCCAUGGGCGGAAUGAUGGCUAAACGAUGA
This is a messenger RNA of Diaporthe amygdali, 1050 nucleotides long. RefSeq lists its product as uncharacterized. The transcript has 5 exons. Lineage: Eukaryota; Fungi; Ascomycota; Sordariomycetes; Diaporthales; Diaporthaceae. The coding region runs from base 1 to 1050 and encodes 349 amino acids. The record is from RefSeq and is a predicted model, not a curated record.